UUGUCGGGCAGACAAACGACCAACACCGCGCGCACCUCCGUAUACAAUCUGCGGGUUUCGCCCAGAUCUUCUCUUCUUGGCGGCUCAAAUCAGUUUCUUUCAGAUCACAAAGCGCAGCUGUUUGACGUGGAUUAUUUUCACUAAAAGGAAUUAUUUUUGAAAGCCAGCUGCACACCGAUGGAAAGGCUAACAUGGGGCCACCAAAUUCACUUGAAAAACUUUCUUUAAGCAUCCAUCAAACUACAGAUCUUCUGAAUCAAGAGUCCAGCUGUGUGUCCAGGAAGAGGAACCAGUCAAAACAGGAAAUCCAUCACCCAGGAGUGAAAAGGCUGAGGUCAAGAAUCCAGAGACCAGGGUCACCGGAAGUAGGAUGCAGCUACACGUCCAUGAAGAGCGAUCGGUCAAUAAGUCGCUUUAUAGUUUUUGAAGAGACACCUGGUGGAAGCGGAAUCCAUCAGGAUCCAGAUUCUGCCAGACCUGAAGCCAGCGGUGUGUCCCUGAAAAGCAGUCAGUCCAUGUCCAACCCUUUGAUGUUUUACGAUGGAUUGUCCUGCCCUGAAGAAGAAGUUGUGCAGCAGCACCAAGAAGACCUGGACCUGGACCUGGUCCCCACAUUUCAGGUUCUGCAGGAGAGCAUUGUCACCUUUGUGAAGAGUGAGCUGAAGAUGUUCCACAGGGUCCUGAGUCCAAACUGCCCAAAAUACUUGGAGAGGCAGAGUAAGGAUGAGGAGGUGGUGGAUGAGGAGGAGCAAGAGCAGUGGAGGCACAGCAGAGAGGCCUUUCUGAAGAUCACGUUGCAUUUUCUGAGGAGAAUGAAGAAGGAGGCGCUGGCCGACUGUUUGCAGAGCAAAUCUCCAACCAUGUGCCAGCAGAACCUCAAAUGCAAGCUGAAGAAGAAGUUCCAGUGUGUGUUUGAGGGGAUUGCCAAAGCAGGAAACCAAACCCUUCUGAAGGACAUCUACACAGAACUCUACAUCACGGAGGGAGAGUCCAAACAGGUCAACGAUGAACAUGAGAUCAGACAGAUUGAAACAGCAUCUAAGAAAACAGCUGGACCAGAAAGGACAAUCAGAUGUGAAGACAUCUUCAAGCGUUCUCCUGACAGAGAUCAACCGAUCAGAACAGUUCUGACAAAGGGUGUGGCUGGCAUCGGGAAAACAGUCUUAACACAGAAGUUCACUCUGGACUGGGCUGAAGACCAAACCAACCAGAACAUCUACUUCACAUUUCCACUCACCUUCAGAAAGCUGAACACGCUGAAGGAGAAAAAGUUCAGCCUGGUGGAACUUGUUCAUCAUUUGUUUCCUGAAACCAAAGAAACAGGAAUCUGCAGCUUUGAACAGUUUCAGCUCGUGUUCAUCUUUGACGGUCUGGAUGAGUGUCGCCUCCCUCUGGACUUCCACAACAACAGGAUCGUGACUGAUGUUACAGAGUCGACCUCAGUGGACGUGCUCCUCACAAACCUCAUCAAGGGGAACCUGCUUCUCUCUGCUCACCUCUGGAUAACCACAAGACCGGCAGCAGCCAGUCAGAUCCCUCCUGAGUGUGUUGACAUGAUGACAGAGGUCAGGGGGUUCACUGACCCUCAGAAGGAGAAGUACUUCAGGAAGAGAUUCAGUGAUGAGAAGAAGUCCAACAGGAUUGUCUCCCACAUGAAGGCAUCACGAAGUCUUCACAUCAUGUGUCACAUCCCAGUCUUCUGCUGGAUCACUGCCACGGUUCUAGAAGAUACCCUGCAAACCAGUGGAGGAGAGCUUCCCAAGACCCUGACUGAGAUGUACGUCCACUUCCUGGUGGUUCAGUCCAAACUGAAGAAGGUCAAGUACGAUGGAAGAUGUGAGAGCGAUCCAGUCUGGGAUCCAGAGAGCAGACAGAUGAUUGUGUCUCUGGGAAAACUGGCUUUUGAGCAGCUGCAGAAAGGGAACCUGAUCUUCUAUGAGUCGGACCUGACAGAGUGCGGCAUCAAUAUCAGAGCAGCCUCAAUGUUCUCAGGCGUGUUCACACAGAUCUUCAAAGAGGAGAGAGGCCUGUACCAGGACACGGUGUUCUGCUUCAUUCAUCUCAGCGUUCAGGAGUUUCUGGCUGCUCUUUAUGUCCAUCUGACCUUCAACAACUCUGGAGUCAAUCUGCUGUCUGAAAAACGUACAACUCAAACUUCAGUGAUGCAUCUCUACCAGAGUGCAGUGGACAAGGCUCUGCAGAGUCCAAAUGGACAUCUGGACUUGUUCCUGCGCUUCCUCCUGGGUCUUUCACUGCAGACCAAUCAGAAUCUCCUACGAGGCCUGUUGGCAAAUACAAGUAGCUCACAAACCAAUCAGGAAACAAUCCAGUACAUCAAGAAGAAGAUUGAGGAGACUCCAUCUCCACAUGGAAGCAUCAAUCUGUUCCACAGCCUGAAUGAACUGAAGGAUUCUUCUCUGGAGGAGGAGAUCCAGCAGUACCUUAAAGCAGGAUGUCUGUCCACGGAUCAACUGUCUGCUGCUCAGUGGUCAGCUCUGGUCUUCAUCUUACUGUCAUCAGAAAAAGAUCUGGAGAUCUUUGACCUGAAGAAAUACUCUGCUUCUGAGGAGGCUCUAGUGAGGCUGCUGCCAGUCGUCAAAGCUUCUAAAAAAGCUCUGUUGUGUGGCUGUAACCUGACAGAGAGAAGCUGUGAAGUUCUGCAGUCAGUUCUCAGCUCUGAGUCGUCCCGUCUGAGAGAACUGGAUCUGAGUAACAACGACCUGCAGGACUCAGGAGUGAAGCUGCUCUCUGCUGGACUGGAGAGUCCACAUUGCAAACUGGAAACUCUCAGGCUGUCUGGGUGUCUGAUCACAGAUGAAGGUUUUACUUCUCUGGCCUCAGCUCUGACCUCUAACCCAUCUCACCUGAGAGAACUGGACCUGAGCUACAACCAUCCAGGAGACUCGGCGGUUCAGGUGCUGCCCGCCGGACCGAAGGAUGCAGCGUGGACUCUGGACACACUCAGCAUGGAGCCUCGUGGUCCCCAGUGGUUAGAACCGGGUCUGAGGAAGUAUUUCUGCAAACUCACACUGGACCCAAACACAUCACACAAAUUCCUGAAACUCUCCGAGGAAAACAAAAGAGUGACCGACCUGAGGAAGGUGCACCUGUACCCAGAACACCCAGAGCGGUUCGGGUACUGGCCUCAGGUCCUGUGUGCCACUGGUCUGACUGGUCGCUGUUACUGGGAGGUGGAGUGGACUGGAAAGGUUUACGUAGCGGUGACGUACAGAGGAAUCGGCCGGAGAGGAGAGAGUGACACCUGCAGGUUUGGAGGGAACGAUCUGUCAUGGAGUUUGAGCUGCACCGAUGGCGCUUACACCGCCUGGCACAACAACAGUGGGAGUCUUCCUCUGUGCUCCGCCUCCUCCUUGGGGUCUCACAGAGUGGGCGUGUACCUGGACCAUCCUGCCGGGAUUUUGUCGUUCUACAGCGUGUCCGAGGACACACUGAUCCACCUGUACACAUUCCACAGCACCUUCACCGAGCCGCUGUACGCCGGCUUUGGCUACGGGGUGAUAGUGAACUCCUCGGCCUUCCUGUGUGGGCUGUAAUCUGAAACGCAGUCACAUUCCAAAGUAUUAAUGACUGAUGAUACAAGUACAGCAAAAAUACAGCAAAAACCACAAACCUGAGUACUGCUCUGCUGCUGCCAGGUCCCUUGGUGGAUGACCAAGCCUGACAACCAUCGAUAUCCACCAAAAUUGAGACACCUCUAGAGGUAGGCUCUGGAAUUGGUGAGAUCAAAUUGACGAUAAAGGUAAAUCAUUGGGGUCCAAGCUCAAAAUUCAAGUUUUUCACUUCAAUUUCCACCAAAAUUGGAACACAAAAGCGGGGGUGGGCUCAGAAAUUGCUCAACAAGUGGCAAAUUUGCCCAGUGCCAAUCCCUGGGGUCAAGGUCAUGUCUGGCUGUCUGUCUGUGUGACAGUUAGCCAGGUCAUCCCAGGUCCUUCUGCUGAUUUGUACCAAACAUGGACCAAGUGGUUCCAGAACUACCCUGGCAAGGUCAGCAAGAGGUCAAUAACGGGUGAAAUUCCAGAUCAUUGGGGUCGAAUGUCAGAUAGCCGUAGUCCUUACGGCUGCCUACAGGUACUGUUACUGUUACUACAUUUUUUUCACAUAUUUUCCUCCAAGAGGGUUUUACUGAACUUUCAUCUAUAAUUGUUUGUUUACCAAAACUUUGUACAACACAUUAUAGUAUUUAAAAUGUAAAUAGUCAUUGUUAGGAUUAUUAAGAAGCCUGAUUUCUUACGUAAGAUUGUAGAACGUGCAGAAAUAAAGGCCAAGUCAAUAUAUCGCGUAGGUAUUGCAAAUGUGCCACCAUGGGGAACCGCCCACCGUCACCAACCGAAACCAGUCCUCAACAAUGAAGCAGGAUGUAAAAUUUAUCUUUGCUACAUGAUGACAAUAAGUUAUUAGUACGGACUACACAUGCAUUUAAGAAAAAAGAGGAUUUUCUUUCCGUGAGGUUUAAAUUCAUGGGCACGAUGUUCUUUGACACCUCCUUGGUGGCACAUGGUCGACGAUGAGUCAGCACUUUAUUUCUUCUGUUGAUUAAAUAAAUUACUUAAUGAAAUAUACGGAGCACACGUAGUGCUAAUCUAAACGUUUACUCCUCACCUUAUUUAUGACCACUGUUACUAACACUGGAGAUAUUUGUCUUUGGCGCUAUGUCACUUUUUCAUUUACAGUAAAUCAUCACUUUUACAGCCAGUUUUCUUUUGGUCAAGUUGGGGAAUGGAUACAUGAACAUUUCCAAGUCACUGAAUGUCUUUUGGACUUCAUUUCAAUCAAUAAGAAAUAGAAAUAAAAUGCAAUCAGUGUGGUGCUGUGCAGUUUGAAAUGACCAUGUAAGGAGACGCCACCAAGACGCUCACUGAAAGAAAAGUGGCUGGAAAAGUGGUGAAACACUAAAUGGCUGUUUGCUGGCGUAUCUCAGAAUUUAUGAAACCUUAUGUGCCGUCCUGCAGGCGCAGGUUUACUCUGUGUUCCCAAAGUGAAAAAUAUGUCAGCACGAUGCAGAAUCUUUACUAUUUCAUGGAAUAAAUUAGCUGCUGACAUCAGUCUUUUAAAUCAAAACAUAUUUCCUACUAUUGACAAUUUGUGAUUUGUCUUUUGGCUCCUCCCCUUUUGCUUGGGGUCAUCACAGCAGAUUCUGCAUGGAUCAGACACAUUGAUUUUGCAUGUUUUACACUGGAUGACUUUAUGGGCACAACUGCAGAUGUACAAGGAGAAUAUUGCAUGGGUGGCCUCUAACUGCUUUAUUUUAAUUCCAAAUGGAGCUCAGGUGUGUCCGUCCAUCUGUGCUCAGUAUAAGUCCAGUCCCCUUACUGCCAGUCUUCAAAUUCACAGGGAGCAUUCUUGGGUCGCAAACCUUGGACAAGUUCAAAGAUGGCUAACAUGGAUGUAUUUUAAGAGGUUAAAAAGUCACAUUUUUUUUUUUUUUUGAGUGGCAUUAGUGACUGUCAGAGUAGAGCGGCACUGUGAUGUCAGUGGCUGGUCUCUCUGUAACCGCUUCCUUUAUGUAUUUAUAUAACAUGUUUCUCAUAUAUUCUUUAAAAGCUAGCAAGAAAAACACUUCUAAAACUAAAAACGCUGUUUUUGGAACCUAAUAACACCUCUGAAGUAAUUCAUAACAUUUCGCGGACGUUAGAGUGCACACUAUCUUCCGCUAACUCAAAGCUAACUUCCGCACUUGUCAAAAGCUCAUGUACACGCGCAUGCACGCACUCCUGCAGAUACCAUUAAAAUGUAAAUAUUGUUUGAUUGAUAGAUAAAGGGGCUUUUUGAAGAUGAACAAAUGCUAUGUAACACAAUGAUCUUAAUAAUUAAUUAAACAACUGCAUAUUAUAAAGACAAUACACGUAUGACCAAGGUGUUUUUUUUUGUUUUUUUUUAGCAUUGCGUUAUGUUUAAAUUUUUUACUUGUGUGCAUUCUUUCCCGUGUGCUCAUUGAUUGUUACUUAAAUAGUUGUUUUGUGCUUUGUUUUUUUGGAAUCAUUACAUAAAGAAAUGUUAUUUUAUUAUUCAAGUUGUGUUGUAAUGGUCAUGAGUAUAUUUUGUAUUAUCAGCUGUUACUAGCACUUCCAUGAAGAAAUGUGACAUGCUCGUGUACUGCAGAGUUUAUU
Messenger RNA from Thalassophryne amazonica, 6128 nucleotides. Its product is annotated as NLR family CARD domain-containing protein 3-like. The record is from RefSeq and is a predicted model, not a curated record. The transcript is spliced from 12 exons. The coding region runs from base 192 to 3554 and encodes 1120 amino acids. Lineage: Eukaryota; Metazoa; Chordata; Actinopteri; Batrachoidiformes; Batrachoididae. Gene Ontology annotation, molecular function: protein binding.